Messenger RNA from Sclerotinia trifoliorum, 1370 nucleotides. The record is from the annotation of a GenBank genome assembly. NCBI's taxonomy places the organism in Eukaryota, Fungi, Ascomycota, Leotiomycetes, Helotiales, Sclerotiniaceae.
AACAAAAUCAAAUUGGUCGAUGAUUCCUAACCUUAAGCUUAAACUUAAACUUAAAAUUUAAUAAAUGUAACCUUGGCCUUCAAAUGAGUAACCCUACUGUAACAAUCAGCCGUCAACCACACAUUAUGGGGUUACGUCUAUCCAACAUAAUACGCCGAUCAAGAUGUGCGCAAAGAAUAUCUUCAUCGAUUGUUACACGCGAUUACCACAGUCUACCGCCCGUCCAAACAGUUGAUUACUCUUUCGACGAUGUCGACCUCGAUGAAUUCAGACAAAAAGCUUUCAUUCCCGAGAAGCCUGUAUCUCUAAGAUCGACGAAUGGCGCAUCUUCGACGAGCUUAGGGAAAAAAAGUUCUAUAAAAAUAGCUGAGAAAUGGUUUAUGUCUAAGUCUCAGGAUCAAUGUGCAAAUUUAGAUAUGACACGCAAAGAGACUAGCACUCUUGUGCCAACAAAAUAUCUCGAAUACUUCGCAGACACUACCCUUCCUUACGAAUUGACUGUUGACUCACCAGAUGUGCGAAAUCAACUCGAUGAUUUUAUGCGACAUUACAAAUUCCAUGUUGGCUUCUCAGAGCAGCUUCAACGGUCAAUACAGCCUCAUGAUUCUACGAAAACAUUCUAUCAUUUCUAUGCACCACUUACACUCUUUCUACUGGCCACUAGCUCGAAUUAUCCUCUUCCUCUCUACAUUGCACAAGCCCAAAUAGCAGAUUUGCCUAGAGAAUUACAAAAGGACCUGCCGAUGCCAAAGGUGGUGAAAGAGGCUGGGAAGGGUGAUGUCUACGAUGCCAAUAUAUGGCUGGGGACAUCGACUAGUUAUACACCGUUGCACAAAGAUCCAAACCCAAACCUUUUUAUACAAUCAGUUGGCAAGAAAAGGGUCAGAUUGUUCCCACCGAUUGUUGGAAGAGGAAUAUAUCAAGACGUACAACAAAGUAUUGGUGCAUGGGGAAUUGCUAGUAUAAGAGGUGAGGAGAUGAUGGAAGGACCAGAAAGGUCUUUACUAGAACAACGUGUUUGGGGAGAAGGGGUGACAGAGAAAGGUUUUGAGGUUGAGGUAGGCCCCGGCGAUGCAUUAUUUAUACCAAAAGGAUGGUGGCAUAGCAUAAAGAGUUUGGACGGUGGUAUCAGUGCAUCGGUGAAUUGGUGGUUCAGGUGAAGUACGUGAUUCCCAAUACAUUUCUCUUUCUGUCAUUGCAUUUCCCCCGGCAAAUUAAUGUUCCUCUGCACAGACAAUUCCUAUUGCCGAUCACCAAGAGUCUUAGCCGCUAUUUCCUUCCCACAUGCUGUUCAACUUUUUGUUACUUCGACUUCUUGAAGACACUCAAAUCUAGCGGAAGUUGUUCUCCCAUCCAAAUUGCCCUUUGCG